CGGUCAGAUGAUGUUCCAAUUGGAGUGCGGACGGUCGUGUUUGUGUGGUGGGCGAUUCGAUAUUCUUAAAUUUUUAAGGGCUCCGUCGGCCGAGAUUGCCUUCUUUUUGCUCUCGUCAGAACGCGUUAAGUAAUCAAUUAAAAACCCGCGAUUGGGUGCGUCGAGAGUUUUCCACCGCUUCCCGUGUGCAUCUGAAGCGCUUAUAUCCGUGAUUUCCGCUUUCGAGUGCACUUUUGUAUUGUUUAUACGACCUCCGGUCCGGUCGCCCCACAUUUCUGGUGAACUUGUGCCGUCGAACGGUGUUGUCAUUUCCCCGCCCCCCCGCCAAAAAAAUCGAAACUCCCGCACAGUGGGCGGUAACGCAGGGCGAAGUCGAUAGAUAAUAAUUUUCCACAAAAAAAAUCCAAAGUUUGCGCAGUUCUCAAACCAAUACAUACAGCACCGUUUCAACGGAGUUAUUGGCGUUUAAUCAUUUUUUUUCAACACCACAAAACGAAUUUAAAGCUCAUUUGGGUGCUGCAGCGCAUUCAUCCCACUGUGCAAGGGCGGCAGAAAUUCAUAAAACAACGGAUAACAAAUUCGACGAAGAGAAAUACAUAAAGGAAAUAAAAGAGAGAGCGAGCUUAUUUGGUUAUUUUAAGACCUGCCUGCACAACAACUACAAUCAGUAUAUUAAUCAGCUUAUAAUGUAAGAUUCUGCAAUGACAAAGGACCAAGAUCCAGCUAAGGUUGUAUUUUAGCCCAGGAACCCAGGAAUUCCACAAAACCAGCAAGAACAUCAGUGUUUUGGACCGAGGACAGCUCAGCUAAUCGAGGACCGACAUCAUAAAUCAUUAUCAGCCCGUGAAGGAGGCGAAUACAGCGAGGGCAGCGAUUGAGUUGCACCACCAGAGACGCAUUAAUCAUACGCCGCGUUGCUCGCCCCACCAGAGAUAUAAACAGAUAUUUACAAUGCCUGCCAGCCCGCCUCCGCACCACGCCCCGCGCACUUGACACGGGGAGCGGCAGAUUGUCCCGGAGCCGCUGCAAACACCUCUUUUGGAAGGCCCAGUUUUGUGUUUUGUGAAUUGUGUUUGUUAUAUUUUUUUGUGUUCGACAGCGUAUCGAAAAGUGUUUGAGUUCCGUGAAAAGCAAAGUACCGCAUGUGGCUGCCAGGGCAAAAUCCGCUUACCGGCAGCAUAAACUGCUACAACAGCAGCGGCAGCAGCAGCAACAACUGCAACAACCAUCCAAUCGCUCAAUAUAUUCUCCGUUGGCCUGUGAUAAACCCCCUAGCGUUCUUAAUGAAUGACAUUCGGUCCAAGUCAUUCUAUCGUGCAGGCAAAGCAACAUCUGCAGCAUCCGCAUCCGCAACGACCACGACCAAAUCGUUCGAUAACAGCCAGAACAACAAUCCCCGUACUUACAACAACAGCGGCAAGUCGAACAAGGUGUUCCUGCACUAUAUACCCCGCGAUCCGCGCCUAAGAAUUUUCAACAAGACCGCCACCCUGAAUAAACACUCGAAUCGCACUCUGAGCGAGCUAAACAUAACUGAAGAUCUGUGCAAUUAUGGUGAAUUGAUUGGCGGCAGUGCUGAAACAGUGAAACUAGUGCUAGUGAAAUCUUAAGAGUCCGCAGUUCACCGUUUCGAUUUGUCAAGUUCUUGGCGUGAGCUGUUGUCGUGCGGAAAGAGCAUUGUUUGGAUAACGAAAGCUACGCACUGCAGUUGACCAAGAAAACAUAAGGGGAAUAUUUAUCAUCUACCGCCUACUUAA
Molecule: messenger RNA, 1757 nt
Organism: Drosophila suzukii
Lineage: Eukaryota; Metazoa; Arthropoda; Insecta; Diptera; Drosophilidae
Source: RefSeq, a predicted model, not a curated record